AUGGCAGGAAAGAUCGAUGUCAACAAUAAGGUUUAUAAGCUGGCCGCUAUGCCGUUCAUUUUGGAACGCAAGGGUGACUACGAUGAAGCCAUCGCUAUCUACAAGAGCGCUAUAACUAUCUUAGACGGAGCAAUUAAAGUAUACAAGAAAGGAGAUGUCCCCAAAAUCAACAGAAAAAUGUUCGAGAGACAGGUCCAAGUUCAUCGAGAACGUCUGGCCUAUCUUGAAGACCUAAAGCGCAAAGGCAGUUUCGAUGGUAUAAUAUUACCUCCGACGAUUUUGGAUGCGAUGGAAGAGGUGGAAAAAGAGGACGGGCAGAACUGGUCACUGACCCAGAUCCGCCGGGAUCUUAAUACUUUCCGAGGAGAUGAUCCCAGUCAACCACCAAAGGAUAUCAGCACAGCUCCAGCCCACAUCCAGCCAUUCCUCAAUACCGACAGCUCGCAACGCCCUUUCUUCUCGCUGACGCUUUCUCCCUCUGCGCCCACAGUCACCUAUCGGAUUUCGCAUUCCUCGGAGCUUGUGCACUUGGGUAUGCGUUCAUAUUGGUUUUUCGUCAAAGACGAGACAAAUACACACGUCCUUUACGCCCUCCAAUUCGUCUGGAGCAACGAGGUACCCAUCGUCGAGACGGUCCUCCGACGUGCUGGAGAAUUCUUACCCCAAAUCGGGGCGACGAGUGUUAAAGUGCAGAAGAUGAAAGGAGGCACUUUCCGGCUGAUUACACGGACAAUCCCGGACAUGGGCGCAAUCACCGAGAUUCCGGAUGGAGAGAUGCAGAGAAAGGAUUGGUCGCCGCGACGAUUUGAGUAUGGAGGGCGCAAUUUCGUCUGGAAGAGUGCAGCGGCAGAGGGUAAAAAGGAGAGUGGGAUGUUUAGGAGCUUUGGCAUCCCUUGGGAGACUUUGUAUGAGACUAAGCGUGUGUGGGCUAAGAGCGGAAGCAGGACUGGCAAGAUGGAAGAUGAAAUUGUUGGUUCCAGGCUGUGCUGGGGAGAGAAGAAGGGGGCUCCUGGCGCUGAUCACAGCAUCCACAUGGUCGGUGGCUUGGAUACUUAUUUUAGGGAGCACUUGCUCGCGGUCCAGUUGUCGAGAUUGGCUCGCGCUAGCUAUCCCCCGCAGAAGGAUACCAAGGGUAUCGAGGUAGCAACGGCUAGUCUGGGUUGGCUUGCCCUUGCUGCGGAUUUGGCAUGA
Molecule: messenger RNA, 1191 nt
Organism: Penicillium vulpinum
Lineage: Eukaryota; Fungi; Ascomycota; Eurotiomycetes; Eurotiales; Aspergillaceae
Exons: 2
Coding region: 1-1191 (396 amino acids)
Source: RefSeq, a predicted model, not a curated record